Messenger RNA from Cantharellus anzutake, 853 nucleotides. RefSeq lists its product as uncharacterized. NCBI's taxonomy places the organism in Eukaryota, Fungi, Basidiomycota, Agaricomycetes, Cantharellales, Hydnaceae. The coding region runs from base 95 to 853 and encodes 252 amino acids. The transcript has 7 exons. The record is from RefSeq and is a predicted model, not a curated record.
CAUUCUCCAUCCGUUUUGUCAUUCACCAUCAAAAUCGACUUUCCAACUCUAAAAACUGCGUCAGGUUGGAGGGAGAAGAACAUAUCCUCUCGUUAUGACCGUUUCUCUGGCCUUUUUGCCUUUCAACGACGUCCAAAACGACGAAAAUCCAAACGCGCUGUGUGAAAGGCCAAAUGACACAGCCAAAAAAUUGGAUAAACAAAAAUACUACAGAAAAGGUCGCAACUUAAAUGCGUACCAGGAAUGUUUCUCGAUCGUGAAGGAAGUAGCGGGGACGGCCGCAAGGGGUCAACGAACAUCGUGCCAUCCAACACGUACAAGCAAUACAGACAAGAAGGACACAGAACCGCGAUUCAAGGAAGCGCAGGAAGGAGAUGACGGAACACAGAGGAACGAAGCGCCCACACAGGCAAACAAGGGAGCUCACUUAGCUGCACAGCCAUGUGGUCCAACGUCCGAUCCCAAUGCCUGGAUCGGCUCUCCACAUAGAACGGCAGCGUUCCAAAUAUGGCAACCCGUCUCCCAGUGGCCCACUCGCAGCCCAGAUGCGCUUAGUCGAAUAUUCCCAAACAGGCUCCUUUCAAUACAUAGGACUCGCACUACAACAAUACAAACACUUCUUUCGAGCUUCCUAAUAUUCACAUACCAUGCUCAAGAUCAGCCCAGGCCCAGGGAGUUGGAUUUGCAGUUAUUUGGCUCAGGGGCCCACCUUACCCUUGAGGAGAAGCUAUUUUUGAGAGGCUGGAAACAAAUUGUCCAGGGAUGUUCUCCGGUCAGGGUGCACGCGCGACUACAUAAGAUAAAUCAAUUCCAUACAAGGCUGGGCAGCCCUGCUGGCCGCUUCCUCGAAUGA